CAAGAUGGCGGCGCAGGCGGCGGCGGCGGCGCAGGCAGCCGCGGUGCAGGCGGCGCAGGCCGAGGCGGCCGAGUCCUGGUACCUGGCGCUGUUGGGCUUCGCCGAGCACUUCCGCACGUCCAGCCCGCCCAAGAUCCGCCUGUGCGUGCACUGCCUGCAGGCCGUGUUCCCCUUCAAGCCGCCGCAGCGCAUCGAGGCCCGCACGCACCUGCAGCUGGGCUCCGUGCUCUACCACCACACCAAGAACAGCGAGCAGGCGCGCAGCCACCUGGAGAAGGCGUGGCUGGUGUCUCAGCAAAUCCCACAGUUUGAAGAUGUGAAGUUUGAGGCGGCAAGUCUCCUGUCGGAGCUGUAUUGUCAGGAGAACUCAGUGGAUGCCGCCAAACCGCUGCUGCGCAAGGCCAUCCAGAUCUCCCAGCAGACACCCUACUGGCACUGUCGCCUGCUCUUCCAGCUCGCUCAGCUGCACACGCUGGAGAAGGACCUGGUGUCGGCCUGUGACCUACUGGGCGUGGGUGCUGAGUACGCACGCGUGGUGGGCUCUGAGUAUACCCGGGCACUGUUUCUGCUCAGCAAAGGAAUGUUGCUGCUGAUGGAGCGGAAGCUGCAGGAGGUGCACCCGCUGCUGACCUUGUGCGGGCAGAUCGUGGAGAACUGGCAGGGGAACCCCAUCCAGAAGGAGGCGCUGCGAGUUUUCUUCCUGGUGCUGCAGGUCACCCACUACCUGGAUGCGGGGCAGGUGAAAAGCGUGAAGCCAUGCCUGAAGCAGCUGCAGCAGUGCAUCCAGACCAUCUCCACACUGCAUGAUGAUGAGAUCCUGCCCAGCAACCCCGCAGACCUCUUCCACUGGCUGCCCAAGGAGCAUAUGUGCGUGCUCGUCUACCUGGUCACCGUGAUGCACUCCAUGCAGGCCGGCUACCUGGAGAAGGCACAGAAAUACACAGACAAGGCGCUCAUGCAGCUGGAGAAGCUCAAGAUGCUGGACUGCAGCCCUAUCCUGUCGUCCUUCCAAGUCAUCCUGUUGGAACACAUCAUCAUGUGCCGGCUUGUCACAGGCCACAAGGCCACGGCGCUGCAGGAGAUCUCCCAGGUCUGCCAACUGUGCCAGCAGUCGCCCCGGCUCUUUUCCAACCACGCGGCACAGCUACACACGCUGCUGGGCCUGUACUGCGUCUCCGUCAACUGCAUGGACAACGCCGAGGCCCAGUUCACUACCGCACUGAGGCUCACCAACCACCAGGAGCUGUGGGCCUUCAUCGUCACCAACCUGGCGAGCGUGUACAUCCGGGAGGGCAACCGGCACCAAGAGGUACUCUACAGCCUGCUGGAGAGAAUCAACCCCGACCACAGCUUUCCUGUCAGCUCCCACUGCCUUCGAGCCGCGGCCUUCUACGUGCGGGGUCUCUUCUCCUUUUUCCAGGGGCGCUACAAUGAGGCCAAGCGCUUCCUGAGGGAGACCCUGAAGAUGUCGAACGCGGAGGACCUGAAUCGCCUCACAGCCUGCUCGCUGGUGCUCUUGGGCCACAUCUUCUACGUGUUGGGCAACCACAGGGAAAGUAACAACAUGGUGGUGCCCGCCAUGCAGCUGGCCAGCAAGAUCCCCGACAUGUCCGUACAGCUCUGGUCGUCCGCUCUGCUGCGAGGACCUGAACAAGGCCUGUGGAAUGCCAUGGACGCACACGAGGCAGCACAGAUGCACCAGAAACUUCUCGCAACAGCUGCCUCCAGGACCACAUCGAAGCCUGUAGCCCUCCCUGAGCACAACCUCAUCACGGGUAAUAGGGGCUAG
Messenger RNA from Suncus etruscus (white-toothed pygmy shrew), 1789 nucleotides. RefSeq names its product MAU2 sister chromatid cohesion factor (gene MAU2). The coding region runs from base 5 to 1789 and encodes 594 amino acids. The record is from RefSeq and is a predicted model, not a curated record. Gene Ontology annotation, biological process: mitotic sister chromatid cohesion; maintenance of mitotic sister chromatid cohesion. Gene Ontology annotation, molecular function: protein binding; double-stranded DNA binding. Lineage: Eukaryota; Metazoa; Chordata; Mammalia; Eulipotyphla; Soricidae. Gene Ontology annotation, cellular component: chromatin; SMC loading complex. The transcript is spliced from 18 exons.